This is a messenger RNA of Hypomesus transpacificus, 2784 nucleotides long. RefSeq names its product solute carrier family 7 member 6 (gene slc7a6). The transcript is spliced from 11 exons. Bases 179 to 1822 code for a protein of 547 amino acids. NCBI's taxonomy places the organism in Eukaryota, Metazoa, Chordata, Actinopteri, Osmeriformes, Osmeridae. Gene Ontology annotation, cellular component: membrane. The record is from RefSeq and is a predicted model, not a curated record. Gene Ontology annotation, biological process: amino acid transmembrane transport. Gene Ontology annotation, molecular function: L-amino acid transmembrane transporter activity.
GUCACGUGACCUAAGUGGUUUGCCUCCUACCUUGUGUCAGAGCCGGUUGUUUUCGGUAAAGGAUGCGGCGGAGGUCGGACGUCCUGGCAAUCUGUUAACACCGAUAAACGGACAAUACGACCAAGGGCAGGUAGUACACCACCCAGAGGCCUUGUGUCUCUGAUAGCAGUACAUCACCAUGGAAAACCAGGAAGAGAGCAGGAAGUUGAACGGUGGCUCCACCCCCUCGCCCCCGGCCCCUCCUAAAGAGAGCAUGCAGCUGAAGAAGGAGAUCUCCCUCCUCAACGGUGUCAGCCUCAUCGUGGGCAACAUGAUCGGCUCCGGCAUCUUCGUCUCCCCCAAAGGAGUACUGAUCUACAGCGCCUCCUACGGGCUGUCGCUGGUCAUCUGGGCCAUCGGGGGCAUGUUCUCCGUGAUCGGGGCGCUGUGCUACGCAGAGCUGGGCACUACCAUCACCAAAUCGGGUGCCAGCUAUGCCUACAUCCUGGAGGCCUUCGGAGGCUUCAUUGCCUUCAUCCGGCUGUGGACAUCGCUGCUGAUCAUUGAGCCCACCAGCCAGGCCGUUAUCGCCAUCACCUUCGCCAACUACCUGGUGCAGCCGCUCUUCCCCACCUGCGAGCCCCCGUACGCUGGGGCCCGACUGCUGGCUGCCGCCUGCAUCUGCCUGCUGACAUUCAUCAACUCUGCGUAUGUGAAGUGGGGCACCAGGGUCCAGGAUGUCUUCACCUACGCCAAGGUGGCAGCGCUCAUCGUCAUCAUCAUCACCGGCAUCGUCAAGCUCUGCCUUGGUAACACAGUGAACUUUGAGGCUUCGUUCGAGGGCUCGUCAGUGAACCCUGGUGACAUUGCCCUGGCCCUCUACUCUGCCCUCUUCUCUUACUCUGGCUGGGACACGCUCAAUUUUGUUACGGAGGAAAUCAAGAACCCUGAGAGGAACCUGCCCCUGUCCAUCGCCAUCUCCAUGCCAAUCGUCACGGUGAUUUACAUUAUGACUAACGUGGCGUACUACACCGUACUCGACAUGAGCGCCAUCCUGGCCAGCGACGCCGUUGCCGUGACAUUUGCAGACCACACUCUGGGUGUCAUGAGCUGGACCAUCCCCAUCGCGGUGGCUCUGUCCUGCUACGGAGGACUCAAUGCCUCCAUCAUUGCUGCCUCCAGGUUGUUCUUCGUGGGAGCUCGUGAAGGUCACCUCCCUGAUGCUCUUUCCAUGAUCCAUGCUGAGAGGUACACCCCUGUACCUGCUCUUCUCUUCAACUGUGCCAUGACCCUGGUCUACCUGACGGUGGAGGACGUCUUCCAGCUCAUCAACUAUUACAGCUUCAGCUACUGGUUCUUCAUGGGGCUGUCCAUCGCAGGUCAGAUCUACCUGCGCUUCAAGGAGCCAGACAGACCCAGGCCUCUCAAGCUGACGCUGCUGUACCCCGUGGUGUUCUGCAUGUGCACCGUGUUCCUGGUGGCAGUGCCCCUCUACAGCGACACCAUCAACUCCCUCAUAGGCAUCGGCAUUGCCCUCUCCGGUGUGCCUGUCUACUUCCUGGGUAUCCACCUCCCCGAGGACCGCCGGCCGCCCUACGUCACCAAGAUGCUCCAUGCCAUCACCAGUUUUACCCAGUAUACCUGCUUCUGUGUUCUGACUGAGUUGGACAAGAGUUCCUGUUCUCUCCAGGUAACCCUCUGGUCAGGGUGUGGCCCACUCAGACCCAGUCAGGAUGGGAGACCGUGUGUCGGGGUGGAGGGAAGGUGCCUCUUACAGAUAUAUCUGGAGCUGUGCUCUAGUCAAGGGGGGCAGCUUACACUGACAUUAGACAGGGAAUCAUAGAAAUGCAGUACAAAACAGUAUACACAAUGCAGUAUAUAUAUUUAUUAUAGACAUACAGUAUACAUUAACAAUAAAUACAUAUUUGUCACGGAUAUACAGUGUAGUAUAUAUUCAAUAAACACACAUUAUUGAUAUUAAAUACAUACAAUAAUGUAUUGUAGGCAUACAGUACACACAAAAUAAAUGUAUUAUAGAUAUAGGGUUAGUCAAAGAAGUACUACAGUACUUCUUUGUCUGGAUGAAACAGGUUUACGUCAGCUGCUAGGUUAGUGGUUCAGGAACACGUUGUGUGUUGAGUGUCAGCUGCUCGUGGUGGUUUCCUUCUGCAUCAGCCUCUGAUGUAGAAAUAUUAGAUAUAUGUCAUUCACCUCUGAAUAAACUGCCCACAUCCUGAUGUCCUGAACAACCCAAACAUUUCCAUUAAAAUAAUUAAUGAUAAUAAUUACUGAUCUCUGUAUUUUCCAUUGCACUUUUAUCCAAUCAUGAGUUGGAACAGAACAUAUGCUUGUUGUGUCUGUAUGUGUGUUACCAUGUGUGUACACAGACAUGGUAUCUUUGAUCCAGUCAGACAGUACAGUACAGUCCACUCUACUCCCUCCUCUCGAAGGGCUAUGCUCAAAACCCAAACCUUCAGAUCUACAAAUAAUCAUGAAAUAUAGACUUUGUAGCAAUCAAGGCUCCAAUAUGGAUAACGUGUGGAGGUGUGUCAGGGUGAUAGGCUAUUUUGGCAACAGACAAUCAGAGCAUAUGUGUGGGGGGUUUCUGGAUCAUGUGACUUCCUGAUCACAUUAUUGGUUACAACAGUGAAACUAGUUUUGUUUCAUUGUUAAAAUAGGCUCUACACCACAACGGUAGUCUGACUUACAGACAACCUGGCUUUCUAUCAAAUAGGUCUAUGACCUGGUCUUUAUAGUUUUAUCAAAUUUAUUGUAUAGUUUAUCAAUAAAACAUAUUUUACAGAA